AUGGCCGCACCGACCAGCACUGUCGAUCACUUUGAGUUCACCAUCCUACCUGAACAUUUCAUCAACUACCACGAGGUUGCCAAAUCCAGUCCCGGAGGCAAAGCAACGACACAGGCAGGGCUUGGCCUGUUGGAUCGGCCCUUCGGAGUCACUGAUCGGAACCUGGAAAGGCGGGAUGCGAAGCCGUGGGAUCGUCUUGCCGCGGAUGUCAACCGGUUGAAUGAGCAGAGUCCUGAUGGGGUUGCCUAUAAAGUCUUGUAUCUGACGAGACAUGGUAUCGGAUACCACAACGUUCAGGCUGCCAAGGUUGGAUCGGAUGAGUGGAAUCGGUACUGUUCUCACCUUGACGGCUAUGGUACCGUCACUUGGCUGGAUGCAGAGCUUGUAGACGAUGGUGUUCGCCAGGCGAGAGAUCUAAGCGCCUUUUGGAAAGCUGCCACGGCGGCCGAAGGAGUUCCCUUCCCGCAAUCGUUCUACACGAGUCCUCUUCGCCGAUGCCUGGAAACCAGUAAGCUGGUUUUUGGCAGUCUCGUGGAAGAGAAGGGCGGGACAUUCAGGCCGGUCAUCAAGGAGGGGCUACGGGAGCGCAUGACUGACCAUACAUGCGACAAAAGAAGCUCAAAGACGUGGAUUGAAGGGGCCUACCCAGAGUACAUCGUCGAACCGGGCUUUACGGAGGAAGAUCAACUUUGGAAGGCAGAUCAGUUCGAGAACACCAAGAGUCACGUUGCCAGAAAGCAACGGGUUUUGGAUGAGAUUUUCUCAACUGAUCCUAACCAGUUCAUCUCGUUGACAGUACACUCCUAUGCGAUUGGUGCGAUCUUACAGGUUGUUGGUCAACAGGAGUUUCGGGUAAGAGAAGGCUCCUCUCUUGCUAUUCUCGUUCGAGGCGAAAAGGUGUCUCCAUCUACAUAG
Colletotrichum karsti is the source of this 915-nucleotide messenger RNA. Its product is annotated as phosphoglycerate mutase. The record is from RefSeq and is a predicted model, not a curated record. The coding region runs from base 1 to 915 and encodes 304 amino acids. Gene Ontology annotation, cellular component: cytoplasm. NCBI's taxonomy places the organism in Eukaryota, Fungi, Ascomycota, Sordariomycetes, Glomerellales, Glomerellaceae. The transcript has 2 exons. Gene Ontology annotation, molecular function: phosphatase activity.